AUGGAAAGGAAGAAAAAGCGAUUAAAAGAGGCAAGAGUAUCUGUGAAUAUACGGACAAUAUCCAGGACGGAGUCGGUCACGUUCCCGCACCGUGGAGGCGUCGGGGACGUCUCCAGAAAUAUCAUUGAGAAAAGAGAGCGACCGGAGUCGCCAAACACCUUGGAAGUCGUAUGUAGGGAGCUGACGGAGGAGCAUUCGGGGAUGCUGCAGGGGUAUGCAACCCUUAGAUCCCAACUAUCGGAAAGGGACAAGAAGAAUGGAAGGAAAUUUGGCUUCAUUCCAUCAUUGCCGGACAAACAAUCGCCUAUGUGCCUUUUAUGCAACAAAGUUUUGGGCAAUGACGCUAUGAAACCAUCUAAACUUCAAGAUCAUCUGAGAAGAUGCCACCCUGAUAAAACAGAUUUGAAAUACUUUCAAACACUCAAAGAUACAUUUCAGAAGAGACCUACACUGGACAGAAUGUUCGCUACGACGUCACAAAGAAAUGAUGAUGGUUUGCGGGUGUCUUACAAUAUCUCGUUACUUAUAGCAAAAUCCGGAAAACCGCAUACUAUCGGAGAGAAGUUAAUUUUGCCAGCCGUUGAAGAGGUUUUAAAAACUGUUUUACACAAACCUGCAUCUGAUAUCAUUAAAAGAAUUCCCUUAAGCAACAAUACUGUUGAAAGACGUAUUGAUGUAAUGAGUUCUGAUAUUGAAAGCUUCUUAUGUAAUUAUUUGCGAACGACCCAUUUCUCUAUACAACCGGACGAGUCAAAUUUACCUGAUAAUGCAGCAUUAUUAUUGGCAUAUGUUCGUUUUAUUAUGAAUCAAGAAAUCUACGAAGAACUGCUAUUCGCAAGAACUUUGAUAACCGACACUAAAGGUGAAUUAAUAUUUCAUGUUUUGAAGGAUUACUUCAUUGAAAAAGCAAUUCCUUUAUCAAAUAUAAUAUCAGUAGCUACAGAUGGAGCACCUGCCAUGGUUGGACGUUAUCGUGGAUUUAUAAGCUAUUUAAAACAAAAUGUGUCAGGGGUGUUAGCAAUACAUUGCGUCAUCCAUCGACAACACUUAGUUGCUAAAAAUUUAGAUUGCAUUAAUCACUUCACUUAG
This is a messenger RNA of Acanthoscelides obtectus, 1089 nucleotides long. Lineage: Eukaryota; Metazoa; Arthropoda; Insecta; Coleoptera; Chrysomelidae. The record is from the annotation of a GenBank genome assembly.